Messenger RNA from Anoplophora glabripennis (Asian longhorned beetle), 991 nucleotides. RefSeq names its product apolipoprotein D-like. Gene Ontology annotation, molecular function: pigment binding. The record is from RefSeq and is a predicted model, not a curated record. Lineage: Eukaryota; Metazoa; Arthropoda; Insecta; Coleoptera; Cerambycidae. The transcript is spliced from 3 exons. The coding region runs from base 64 to 837 and encodes 257 amino acids.
UUCCAAUUACGGCCAGUACUAUAUAAGUACGUUCAAGUGUCGGGAAUUCAAAUUACCGCUACCAUGAUCCGAGUGUACAUCUUCUUGGCGCUUGCGGCGGUGGGCAAGGCCCAGAUCCCCAGUUUGGGCUUCUGUCCGGAGUAUCUUCCCAUGGCCGACUUUGACAUGGAACAAUUUUUGGGAAAGUGGUACGAGGCCGAGCGGUACUUCCAAUUUUCUGAAGUUGCGGCUCGCUGUGUCGUCACGGACUACGCCAGAGCUGUCAGUGGAAAGAUUUACGUCUCCAACGAAGUUACCAACAGACUAACAGGUGUAAAGCGCAUAAUAGGCGGCCAUAUUGACUUAGCGGGCAAAGAUGGCGAGGGCAAACUAAAUGUGAAAUACACCACGACCCCCAUCUCCACAGAAACAACCCUCACGGUUCUAGACACCGAUUACGAUUCCUACGCGGUCAUAUGGAGUUGCAGCGGUUUUGGACCGAUCCACGCACAAAGCGUCUGGGUGAUGACAAGAGACCGCAUACCCCCCGGACCGGUUCUGCAAACGGCAUACGGGGUACUGGACAAGUUCAAAAUCAGCCGCACCUUCUUCGUCAAAACAGACCAAGAGGGUUGCGCCUUGGCCGCUUCCGACAUCAACGCAGCUAAUGGAAUCACCUCCAUAUCGACCGUGGCUGAAGCCACUGGAUAUGAACAAAAGAGCGCGGAAGAUGCGGACCCCCAACAGGUCGCUGAGGUGAUUUUAAGCAAUGCUGAAGGCCAAGAUGCAACCGGUACUACCCCUGAGGGAGGUACAGUACCUGAUGAGGACUUAGAAAAAGAAAAUUCUGAUCAGUAACAUGUAACAUGUAAAAAUGCGUAUUCUCAUGUAUGUAAGACGCCCUGUGUAUUUAAUUAUUUCUGUACUUACUAAUUAACCGUUGUACAAAUAGUGUAAAUGUUUCCACUAAGUGCUAUUUAUUUAUUUAAUGUUACAAAUAAAAUGCUAGUGA